Striga asiatica is the source of this 6321-nucleotide messenger RNA. The record is from the annotation of a GenBank genome assembly. Lineage: Eukaryota; Viridiplantae; Streptophyta; Magnoliopsida; Lamiales; Orobanchaceae.
AGGGAACCAAAUGAGAAAAUCGAAAUGGAUGACCCAGAAAAGACGAGGUCGAGGGUCGGCCAACUAAUCGAUCAGCUGCAGUCGAGCACAUCCUCCCCGCACGAGAAGGAGCUCACCACUGCUCGUCUGCUGGGCAUAGCUCGGGCUCGAAAGGAGGCGCGUGCCCUCAUCGGGUCCCACGCCCAGGCCCUCCCACUCUUCAUCUCCAUCCUCUGGGGCGGGACCCAACUGGCCAAGAUAAACGUGGCCUCGACAUUAAGCGUACUUUGCAGAGAAGACGAGCUAAGGGUCAAAGUUCUCCUUGGCGGCUGCAUCCCCCCACUGCUUUCCCUCCUCAAGUCUUCUGCUGAGGCCCGCAAGGCGGCUGCCGAGGCCCUGUGCCAGGUGUCUUUGUCUUCUGGUGGGCACGUCGGCAUGAAGAUAUUCGUGACAGAGGGCGUGGUCCCCACCCUGUGGGACCAACUCACUGUGGGCAACGACCGCGUGGUCGAGGGUUUUGUCGCUGGGGCGCUGAGGAACCUGUGUGGCGACCACGAUGGGCACUGGCAGGCCACCCUCGAUUCUGGCGGGGCCCACGUGAUUGUCGGGCUUCUCCGCUCGGACAACCUAGCCUCCUCCCAGUCUAACGCGGCCUCUCUCCUUGCCCGUCUGGCGCUCGCUUUCCCCGACGGUAUUCCCAAAAUAAUCGACUCCGGUGCUGUCGAACCUCUAAUCCGCCUUUUGGGUCCACAAAAGGACGUCUUGGUGAGAGCGAGCGCCGCCGAAGCACUGGCCGCGCUUUCUUCCGAAUCGGCGGAGGGUAAAAAGGUCAUUGCCGAUGCGCAGGGGGUGCCGGUGCUCAUUGGGGCCGUAGUCGCGCCUUCUAAGGAAGGCCUGCAAGGAGAGUGGGCCCGGGCGCUUCAGGACCACUCCACGCGGGCUCUGGCCCAUAUAUGCGGCGGGAUGCCGGCUCUUCUGCUCUAUCUCGGGGAGCUCUCGCAGUCGCCGAGGCUGGCGGCCCCGGUUGCCGAUAUAAUUGGGGCGCUUGCUUAUGCGCUGACUGUUUUCGAGCUGGGUGAAGAUGGGGAGCCCUUUUUCGAGUCGGCUAAGGUGGAGAACAUUUUAAUCAUGCUCUUGAAGCCCAGGGACAACAGGCUGGUCCAGGAACGUCUUCUCGAGGCGCUUGCCGGUCUCUACGGAAACUCCUGCUUGUCAGGCGGCGUGAUUAAUAAUGCGGACGCGAAAAUGGCACUCGUGGGGCUGAUAACAAUGGCGAUUGGUGAUACUCAGGAAUAUUUGAUUGUGUCGCUGAUAAAAUUAUGUACGGAGGAAGUGAGCGUAUGGGAGGCCUUGGGAAAGAGGGAAGGGAUUCAGAUACUGAUCUCGGCUCUCGGUUUGUCCGGCGAGAAAAACCAGGAGUAUGCGGUGGAAAUGCUCGCGAUCCUGACCCAACAACUGGAAGACAGCAAGUGGGCCAUCACCGCUGCUGGCGGAAUCCCCCCGCUCAUCCGUUUAGUACAAGUCGGGUCCCACAAGGCCAGAUUGGACGCCACCCAUAUUUUAUGGAAACUGGGCUGUCAUGGUGAGGAUAUUCGAGCAUGUGUGGAGAGUGCGGGGGCCAUACCGGCCUUCUUGUGGCUCCUCAAAAAUGGUGAGCCAAAGGGGCAAGAGGCUGCUGCUGUGGCUCUCUUGAAGCUUGUCCGGGUCGCUGAUUCAUCCACAGUCAACCAAUUGCUAGCCAUGCUCGUUGGUAACUCACCGAGUUCCAAGGGCCAUGUCAUCAAGGUUCUGGGGCAUGUGCUCUCCAGGGCAUCACUUGCCGACCUUGUGGAAAAGGGUGCCUUCGGUAAUGUGGGCCUGAGAUCACUCGUCCAGGUUCUUAAUUCAUCCAACGACAAGACUCAGGAAUAUGCGGCAGCAGUUUUGGCAGAUUUAUUUCGUAACCGGCAAGAUAUACGCGAUGGUCUUGCUGCAGAUGAAGUCAUCAGCCCUUGCCUAAAUCUCCUAGCCAGAAAACCUCACAUUGCAUCCCGAGGGCUUGGUGCUUUGUCGGGUCCAGCCAAGAUCAAGACCAACAGCAAGACGUCCUGCAUUGUGGAAGGCGACGUUAGGUCCCUAAUCAAGGUGGCAAAAACAGCAUCCAUUGAUUUUGCAGAAAAUGCCAUGGCGGCAUUGGUUAACUUAUUGAGUGACCGGCGAGUGGCCGUGGAGGCUCUGGCCGAGGACGUUGUUACGGCCAUAACAAAAAUUUUGCACGAGGGUUCGUUGGAGGGAAAAAUGAGCGCUUCACGUGCUCUUUACCAAUUACUUAAACGCUUUCAUGUGAGUGACGUGCUUACGGGGAGGUCCCAGUGUCGAUUUGCUAUCCUUGCAGUUGUUGAUUCUUUGAAUGCGAUGGAUAUCGACAGCAAAGAUGCAAUUGAUGCCUUGGAAGUGGUCGAUCUGUUAUCUAGGACGAGGCAGGGUCUCAAUGAGGUUCCGUCAAGCUUAGGGCCGCUUGUGCGCUGCCUUUGUGAGGGUCCGCCUCAGGUGCAGGAUAAGGUGAUUGGGAUCCUGUCUAGGCUGUCCAGGGAUCAGCCAGUCUUGCUGGGAGACUUACUAGUCUCGAAUUCAAGGUCGAUUGGCGCUUUGGCGGGUAGAGUGACGAAAUCAAACAGCCUGGAGGUAAGGGUCGGGGGAACUGCACUACUGAUUUGUGCUGCAAAGGAACAUAGGUCUCAGUCGAUGGAUGCACUUGGGGCAUCUGGAUACAUGAAACCACUUACUCAUGCGUUGUUGGAAAUGAUCAAGCAGAAUCCCACUUCUUCGUAUCUGGAAAUCGAAGUAAGGACCCCGAGAGGUUAUAGAGAUAGAUCUGCUUUCCGAAAUGGGAAUGAAUUUGAUGUGUCCGAUCCUGCAACUGUCUUGGGAGGUACCGUAGCCUUGUGGCUGCUAUCCAUAGUUUCUUCUUCGUAUCCGAAGAACAAAAGCACUGUGAUGGAAUCUGGUGGGCUUGACCCCUUAUUCGACAAGCUUGCGAGACAUGCCAACAGAGAUUUUGCAGAAUUAGAGGACACGGAGGGAUUAUGGAUCAGCACUGUUCUUGCAGCUAUACUUUUCCAGGAUGCUAACGUUGUCUCCUCCCCUAUGGCCAUCGGUUUCGUGCAGCCACUCGCCACCCUCCUCAAGGCAAACGAAAUCAUUGACAGGUUUUUUGCUGUUCAAGCAAUGGCUAGUCUUGCGAGCCAUGGAAACAAGGGAAUAAAUCUUGCGAUAGCAAACACGGAUGCAGUGGAAGGCAUAAUAACCUUAGUGGGGCACUUGGGACCUUCAGACAUGCCGAAUCUGUUGGCCUUAUCCGAUGAAUUCGGUCUAGUCAGAAAUCCAGACCAGGUGGUCCUGGAGAAUUUAUUCCGAAUUGAUGAUGUCAGAGUAGGUUCUCUGGCUCGGAAGACCAUUCCUUGUCUUGUGGACCUGUUGAGACCAAUGGCUGACCGUCCGGGGGCCCCACUAGUCUCCAUUAGUCUUCUGACCCAGAUUGCAGAUGGAGAUGACGGCAACAAGCUAGUGAUGGCCGAGGCCGGAGUCCUUGAUGCCCUCACCAAAUACCUAUCCUUGAGCCCUCAGGACCUGACAGAGGCUACCAUAUCCGAGCUGUUGAGGAUACUCUUCAGCAAUCACCAUCUCCUCCGCUACAAAGCAGCAAUCAGCUGCAUGGUUCAGCUCAUUGCCGUCCUCCAGUUGGGGUCGAGAAACGCGCGUCUGAGUGCUGUCAGGGCCCUCAACGAGCUUUUUGACGCCGACCACAUCAGAAACUCCGACUCGUCCAUGCAGGCUGUCCAGCCAUUGGCCGACAUGCUGGGGUCCACGUCCGAGUGCGAGCAGGCGGCCGCCCUCAGCGCACUGCUCAAGCUGACCUCCGAUAACGACUCGAAAGUUGCUGUGCUGGUUGAGGCGGGAGGCAAUCCUCUGCGUAGCCUGCACAAGAUUUUAUCAUCCCACUCUUCUUCUCUGGAGCUGAAGACGGAUGCUGCUGAGUUAUGUUGUGCGCUCUUCGGCAACCCGAGGGUCAGGGAAAUAAUGCCCGUCGUUUCGGAAUGGUUGGAGCCUUUAAUUUUUCUGAUGAAAUCUGAUAGGGAAAGUGCCGUGGAGUCUGGAGUUUGCGCUUUCGAGCGGUUACUGGACGAUGAUGAACGUCAGGUGGAGAUCACUUCGGACCACGAUUUCGUCGGUUUGCUCGUCAGUCUCGUCUCCGGAUCAAAUUACCGGGUCAUCGAGGCGAGUAUUAGCUCGCUCAUCAACCUGGGGAAGGACCGGACCCCGCGCAAGCUGGAUAUGGUGAACGCGGGUAUCAUAGACAAAUGUCUGGAUUUACUCCCUAACGCUCCCAACUCGGCCUGCGCCAUGAUUGCAGAGCUUUUCCGCAUCCUGACCAACAGCAGCGCAGUCUCCAAGAGCCCGUCGGCUGCCAAGAUUGUGGAGCCGCUCUUCGUGGUGGUGCUGAGGACGGACAUCGGGCUUUGGGGUCAGGACAGUGCUCUCCAGGCGCUCGUGAACAUCCUGGAGAAGCCCCAGAGCCUGUCGGCCCUCAAGCUCUCCCCCAGCGAGGUCAUCGAGCCCCUCAUCUCGUUCCUCGAGUCCCCGUCCCAGGCCAUUCAGCAGCUCGGCACCGAGCUUCUCUCCCACCUGCUUGCCCAGGAGCACUUCAAGCAGGACAUCACCAUGAAAGCUGCGGCGGCCCCCCUCGUCCAGCUGGCGGGGAUUGGUAUCCCUGAUUUACAGCACACGGCAAUCAAGGCACUGGAGAAAAUCUCGCUGAGCUGGCCUGAGGAAGUUUUCGAUGCAGGCGGUGUCCUGGAGCUGUCCAAGGUUGUCGUCCAGGAUGUUGUGGAUGGCCCUCUGUGGGAGUGUGCAGCCUCCGUGGUCUCGAAUCUAGUCCAGCUGGACGCUGAGUACUACCUGGGCGUCCCCGUUGAGGCGCUCGUAAAAAUGCUACGCUCGACCUCCCGAACGACCGUGAGGGUCGCCCUCAACAGCCUCAUUAUCCAACACAAGACGAAAAUCUCGAGCGCGGAGGCUGUGGCGGAAGCCGGCGCCAUCGACUCGCUGCUUGACCUUCUGCGCUCCCACGAGUGCGAGGAGGGCGCGGCAAGGCUGCUAGAAGCACUGCUCAACAGUAGACGCGUGCGGGAAAUGAAGGCCGCGAAGCACGCGAUCGCGGCCCUUGCUCACUAUCUGGUGGACCCGCGCACGGUGUCCGAGACGGCCCGGCUGCUGGCAGCACUUGCGCUUGGGGACCUGUCGCAGCACGAGGGGUUGGCGAGGGCCAGCGACUCGGCGGCGGCGUGCCGGGCGCUGGUUGAGGUGCUGCGGCUGCAGCGGACGGAGGAGAUGAAGAUGGUGGCCGUGUGCGCGCUGCACAACUUUGUGAUGAAGAGCCGCAGCAACAGGCGGGCUGUGGCCGAGGCUGGCGGGGUCGAGUCCGUGCAGGAGAUGCUACUCUGCCCCAACCCGGAGCUUUCAACAGCUACUGCAAAUGAAGAGGUGCUGAGGACUAUAAAUGUCGUCUUCUCCAAUUUCCCCAAGCUUAUCAUUUCCGAGGCAGCGACGCUUUGCAUUCCCCAUUUAAUAUCUGCCCUCAAGUCCGGGGGUGAGGUGGCUCAGGACUCUGUGCUGAGCACCCUGUGCCUGCUCAAGCAGUCAUGGUCGGCUAAUGUGACGAGGUCUCAGGCUAUGAUUGCAGCCGAGGCCAUCCCCACUCUGCAGAUGCUUUUAAAGACUGGCCCACCGAGUUUUCACGACAGGCUGGAAAGCCUGUUGAGCUAUUUGCCGGGAUGCUUAACGGUGUUCAUCGGGCGAGCUAACAAUUUGAAGCAUGGUGGCACGAGUGCUUUUUGCCGGUUGGCCAUAGGCAAUUGCCCCUCUAGGCGCACUAAGGUUGUGAGCCAUAACACCUCACCAGAGUGGAAAGAAAGAUUUAUGUGGGCCUUUGAUGUACCACCAAAGGGGCAAAAGUUACAAAUCGACUGCAGAAGCAGAAGCAGAAGUACUUUCGGAAAGACUUCUCAUGGGAGAGUCACAAUUCAAAUUGACAACGUUGUAACUGAAGGAGUAACCAGUGGUGUUUUCAGCCUCAGUCAUGAUAACGGCCAAGACAGCUCCUCUAGGACGCUCGAACUCGAGAUAACAUGCCUAACAACUCAAAUGAAGCGCAAUGAGGCGCCAUUUGGGUUGAGAAAUAUGAAAGAAAAACUACGUUGUACAAUGUUGAAGCUCAACACUAUUACCACUAGUCAGAAAUUUCCAUAUCUGACUGAGCAUAAGUUUUACUGGAGGAAAAUGAGCAGUGCAACAGAGUUUUGA